Molecule: messenger RNA, 2740 nt
Organism: Perca fluviatilis (European perch)
Lineage: Eukaryota; Metazoa; Chordata; Actinopteri; Perciformes; Percidae
Product: T-lymphocyte activation antigen CD80-like
Exons: 4
Coding region: 72-1088 (338 amino acids)
Source: RefSeq, a predicted model, not a curated record
CACCACAUGGAAUAUCUAUAUUCACACUUCAUUGGUAGAGUUCUUUAAAUAUAAAUGACUAGUCAGCAUGCAUGCAACAAUGGGCCGGAAUUUCUAAACUACUGUAUCUGUCAAAACAGGAAAUUGCACUCUUGUGUGCGUCUUCACUUUGCAUUUUCGAUGAGUUAAGCAUAUUUUUUUCUAUAUAUUUCUGUUUUCCUUUACGUUGUGUAAUGAGUGAGCUAAUCCUCUCAAGAAUGUUCAUUAUAUCAGUGGCAUGCUUUCUCCUGUUGGGGUCUGAUGUAACAGGUGUUCUUUAUGUCAACACUACCGUUGGUGAAUCUACAGUACUCCCAUGUAACCUGAUGCUCCCCGCUACCACUGACUUAAAGCAUCUACGCUUUUACUGGCAAGAUGAAAGAGAGCAAGUUUUGUACUCUUUUAAUGAAGGGAAGGAGAUGCCUGAGCAUGUAAAUAAACUCUAUCGAGACCGGAUCACAGCCUUCCCACAGGACAUGACAGGCGGAAAUAUUUCAGUCAAAUUUGAAUACCCAACACUAGAAGAUAACCACAGGGUUUUUCGCGUUUUUGGAGCAGUUUUUGACAGCAGAGGGACGAAGAGAUUCAUAAUUGGACAUAGUGAAAUCUGCCAACUGACCUUACAUGUUGCAGUUCCCUACGAGCAUAUCAGCCUGACUGUAAAUGAAGAAACAAUGACUGCGGUCUGCACUACAAGAAGAGGAUUCCCCGAGCCUUUGGUAGAGUGGAGACUUCAGAACCAUUCUGACAACACCCAACACCUCUUAGACCCGCAGGAUGUGAACACCACAGCAGCACCGGACCCUCAAGAUCAUCUCUACAGUCUCACAAGCACCAUAGUUAUCCCUGGAGGUCCAUAUCAAUCUGUGGCCUGCCUCGUCCACAACCCUACCCUAAAUGUGACUCUGAUCGCCACCCACGUAUUAAACAAAGAUGUUAAAAGGUACUUAGAGCUCAUGGGGGCAAAGUCCUGGGAUGCACUACAUCGUCGCCCCUCCUCCCUUUCUACACUGGACCGUUGGAGCCCCUUUGUCCCUGGUUCCCAUGUCUCUGCUGGGAUUAAUCCCUGAACCACAGGUGUGAUAAUCCCAAACAGAAUGGCGCUGCUGAACACAGGGACUGACAGUGCUCAGGCCCCAGUCUGCUUUGAUCAGAGGGCCAACAGCUGUGUUCCUGUCCGUCCACAAACUGAGUCUAGGACCUGCCUUCAGAGUGACGGGGGGACGAAACAAAGCACACUUGUUCUACUGAGGCUGAGGAUGCUGUUUGGUAGACAGACUGUAAUGUAGUGCAAAGUGUUAGAGGUGUUUGAAAAAUCCCAUGACCACAGGUUUCCUGUUUCUAUGACAUGUGCGUCACCAAACCACAAUGACUUCCAACUUCCACUUUGCUGGUGCUUUAGUGUUCCUCUGCCGACAUUGAUUUGUACGUAUCUUGAUAUAAAAACACCUAGUAAAGAAGAAGAAAGAGAAGAAGAAAAUACCUAGUUCUUUGACCUCUUGAAACACAAAUAUCGUAAUGCCUUCAACACCAACAAACACUAAUAAUGCUUUUAUCUUCAGAUAAAUGAUCUUUUGCCUAACACAAUCUUGCCAUUUGACAUGACUAUAGUCAACCUUUACAUCGGGGCAAAGCAAACAAGGCCAGCCUGACUGACAAUCCAGCAAAGCAAAUUAAGUGUAAUAAAAAAAUAAAGAAGGAAGUCACAUCAUUGCACACAUUAUUGGGUAUAGUUCCUCUUGCUCAGAUUCUUCAGAAAGUUUCUCUUCCUCUGUCUUUAGAGCAGAUUAUUUCUGACAUUUGGCUACUGUGCUGAUGUUUACUGCCCUGCAAAGGCAAAACGCCGUAAUAUCAUGUUUGGGCAAAAAUGAGUUUAUACCAGUUUUGGGGUAUUUGAGACCUCCUUUAUUAUGUGAAUAAAUAUAGUGAGUCAAUUUGAUUGUUUUAACGAGAAAAUAAAGGGCUAUGACAACCGUAACAUCCAAAACCAUACGAGAAACCACAGCAGAACGCCAUAACAGCUGUUACGGCUCUUCACUCUAAGGAGCUCUUGGUACGCUGAAGUUGAGUUCAGGUGUUCUGACUUUGUUUAGCCAGGCAUUAAGAGAGAUGUUACUGUGCCGCCGUGAUGUUACUGUACUCUGGCCUUGUCAUACUGUCAAAGUUUGCCGCUUUUAAUUGUCACCAAACCACGUAACAUACACACGACAUAUCUUUCAAAUAAAGUGGUGAUGAUUCCUAUUCUGUCAGUGUCAGUGACAGCCCGGAGCUAGCUAACUUUAUCACGUAGCGCUAACGGUGAUGCUGACACACCUCCUCACUUGGCGGAGCCUCACAUCAGACGCCGAAAACGAAUCAUUAAAUACACAGGCAUACUUCCUUUCCAUGCAAUCCGAUUUAAUCCAUGGAAGAUAUAAUCCAUAGCAAAGCACGUCAUCUGCUGUAUCCACAACAAUCCAUACGUGUUUGAGCCAUAUUUCCUUCUUGCAGGUGUUCAUGUCAAAUCUUACACAAAUCCAUAAAAGCACUAAGCUAGUUAUUGCUAACAUCCGUACAACGUAUACUAACCUAAAUGUUAUCUCAGAAUUAAAAAGUAGUAAUCCAAGUCGAGUUCGUUGACUGUGCAUCUUGAGCAGUUUGGUGACCCUUAACCCUUAACCAGGGGCGAUUCUAGGAUCAGACCUUUAGGGGGGCUCAGCCCCUAAUGAGAAUAUGACACAGA